This is a messenger RNA of Erigeron canadensis, 1361 nucleotides long. Its product is annotated as metal tolerance protein 1-like. Gene Ontology annotation, cellular component: plasma membrane; vacuole. Gene Ontology annotation, biological process: zinc ion transmembrane transport. The transcript has 2 exons. The record is from RefSeq and is a predicted model, not a curated record. Gene Ontology annotation, molecular function: zinc ion transmembrane transporter activity. Bases 72 to 1229 code for a protein of 385 amino acids. NCBI's taxonomy places the organism in Eukaryota, Viridiplantae, Streptophyta, Magnoliopsida, Asterales, Asteraceae.
CAUUAAUCAAUUGAACAAACAAAGAUAAAUCCUCCACAAUCAUAUUCCAUCCAAAAAUCCGUAACUUUCAGAUGGAUCAUAAACAUGAUCAUCGGUCGAUUGAAAUAUCAUCAGAUACACAAUCCACACAGAAAAACUAUGUUACAAGUAAAGUGUGUGCAGGAGCAGCAUGCGGAUUCUCUGAUGCGAAAACAAGCUCUAAAGAUGCCCAAGAAAGAUCAGCUUCAGUAAGGAAGCUAUUAGGCAGUGUUGUAAUAUGUUUCAUUUUCAUGGCAAUAGAAAUAGUUGGUGGUAUUAAAGCAAACAGUCUUGCUAUUUUAACAGAUGCGGCUCAUUUGUUAUCUGAUGUUGCUGCUUUUGCUAUCUCGUUAUUUUCGGUUUGGGCUUCUGGUUGGGAAGCCACUCCUCGUCAAUCUUAUGGGUUUUUUAGGAUUGAGAUUCUUGGGACAUUGGUGUCGAUUCAGUUGAUAUGGUUACUUACUGGGAUUCUUGUUUAUGAAGCUAUAGAUAGAUUACUUCAUGGUAAAGUUGAAGUUGAAGGGGGGCUUAUGUUUGGUAUUUCCACCGUCGGAUUGGUUGUUAACAUUUUUAUGAUUUUCAUACUUGGCCAUGACCAUGGACACGGUCAUGGACAUCACGAUCAUGUUCAUCAUGGGCAUGAUCAGCAUAAUGAUCAUGAGGAUACACAUGUCCAUGGGCUUAGUGUCACUCAUCAUCAUGAUGGACAUGAAGAUCAUACACAGCCUUUGUUGAAAUCAUACCAGACGUCGUGCGAAAGUAAAAACAAGAGGGGUAAUAUAAACGUUCAGGGGGCUUAUCUUCACGUGCUCGGGGAUAUGAUUCAAAGUAUUGGGGUAAUGAUUGGUGCUGCAAUUAUAUGGUAUAAUCCCAAAUGGACUAUAGUUGAUCCGAUAUGCACACUUUUGUUUUCCAUCAUAGUGUUGUACACCACGAUCAAUAUGUUACGGGACAUUUUAGAGGUUUUGAUGGAGAGCACACCAAGAGAGAUAGAUGCGACUCGUUUGGAGCAUGGGCUUUGUGAGAUUGAAGAAGUUAUUGCCAUUCAUGAGUUGCAUAUUUGGGCGAUUACUGUUGGCAAAGUUUUGUUAGCUUGCCAUGUCAAGAUCAGGCGUCAAGCGGAUGCUGAUAUGGUUCUUGAUAAAGUUGUUGAUUAUAUUAGGAGGGAGUACAACAUUAGUCAUGUUACAAUUCAAAUUGAGAGAGAAUAAAAAUCAGGUAUUUGUAACUUUGAGCUCUUAGUUCUUUAGUGUUUAUGUUUUUUUUUUUAGCAUGAGUAUUUGCCUUUCACAAAUUAUAUGAUGCAUCAUUAGAGUAUUUGCAAUUCAAUAUAUGAUGCAUCU